Molecule: messenger RNA, 1887 nt
Organism: Trichoderma asperellum CBS 433.97
Lineage: Eukaryota; Fungi; Ascomycota; Sordariomycetes; Hypocreales; Hypocreaceae
Biological process (GO): proteolysis
Cellular component (GO): cytoplasm
Molecular function (GO): calcium-dependent cysteine-type endopeptidase activity
Source: RefSeq, a predicted model, not a curated record
AUGGAGCCUCAGGACCCCGUGCCGGUGCGGCAGAGAGGGAUCGCGAAGCAGCAGACGCCGCAGGAGGCGAUAGAUGAGUUUUGGGCCAAGUUCACGACAAAGGCGCCAGGCAAAGCAACAACUGUGAUACCGCAAAAUCCAUAUACUGCUAGAGUGGCUAGAAAGAACGCCAAGUCUGCAUCCUCAUCAACCACUACUCAGUCUUCUUACGAAACGGCGGCGGCUAUGUGCCGAGCCAAAGUCGAGAAGAUUGUCCAGGAAUGCCGGCGCGUCAACAAAAAGUAUCGGGAUCCUCAUUUUGACGUCGAGGCCGAUCUGAAGCUCGGCCGCCGAGACUGCCUGGAGUCUCUCUCCAAUUUUGAUCCUCUCGAAAAUCCGGGCAAGGACUUUCGACCAGGAAGCGCCAAACGAGUCGUGGAGAUAUUCGACAAGCCGCAGUUUUACAUCGAAGGGCCGACGGCUAACGACGUGAGACAGGGGAGAGAUGGAGACUGCUGGCUCAUGUCGGCGUUGUGUACGCUGAGCAACAAGAAAGGGCUGAUUGAGAAGUUGUGCGUAGCGCAUGACCAGGAUGUUGGCGUUUACGGCUUUGUCUUCUUUAGAGAUGGCGAGUGGAUUUCGGAGAUUGUGGAUGACUUUCUCUACCUCACCAAGUCAGACUACGAUGAGAAACACUGGGAACGAGUUCUCUUUGACGAGCUUGAGCGUGCGAAUCCGGAAGAAGCCUACCGCAGAGUGUACCAGUCCAACAGCAGCGCUCUUUAUUUCGCCCAGUGUCAGCAUCCUCAGGAGACUUGGCUUCCGCUUCUUGAAAAGUGCUAUGCAAAGGCACACGGAGAUUAUGCUGCCAUUGAGGGUGGGUAUGGAGGCGAAGGCAUUGAAGAUCUCACAGGCGGAGUUACGUCCGAGAUUUUCACGACCGAUAUUCUUGACAAGGAGUAUUUCUGGAAAGAGGAGCUCAUGAAAGUGAACCAAGACUUUCUCUUUGGCUGUAGCACCGGGGUAUGGGGAGUGAACUGGGGAGAAAGAAAAGGCAUCCUCGAGCUUCAUUCCUAUUCCAUACAGAAGGCUGUAGACAUUGAUGGCAAACGCUUACUUCGACUCAAAAAUCCCUGGGGAAAGGGAGAAUGGAAAGGCCCUUGGAGUGACGGCUCCAAAGAGUGGACUCCUGAAUGGCUGGUGAAGCUUGACCAUCGGUUUGGCGAUGAUGGUGAUUUUUGGAUCGCGUAUGAAGACUUGCUUCAGAAAUAUCAGGCUUUUGAGAGAACUCGGCUAUUUGAUGACAGUUGGCAAGUAUCUCAAAUCUGGACUACUAUCAACGUUCCCUGGAUGCUGGACUACCAUGAUACUCACUUCUCUUUGAACAUUACUCAACCUGGCCCCGUCGUUAUUGUGCUAGCUCAGCUGGAUGACCGUUACUUCCGCGGUCUUCACGGACAAUACAGAUUUGAGCUAGCGUUUCGCAUCCAUAAAGCUGGACAUGAAGAUUAUCUUGUCCGUAGCCAAGCGCAGUACCGCAUGAGACGCUCAGUCAAUGUCGAACUCGAUUUGGAGGCAGGUCAAUAUGACGUUCGUGUCAAGAUUGAUGCAAUUCGCCUGAAUAAAAUUUUACCUAUUGAGACCGUCAUCCGAAAUAAUGCUAAGAAACGGCGAGAGAAACUGAUGCGCAUCGGUCUCGCAUACGAUCUCGCACAUAGCAAAGGCAGAAUCGUGGAAACUCCAGAAGAGAAAUCUGCAAAGGAAGCGCACGAGAAACGUGUCAAAGAUAAAGAGCUCCGUGAGGUCAAAGACAGAAUUAUUGCUCGUCGCAAGGAUGAUUACUAUCUCAAAGUGAAACAGCACAUGAGAAGCCAGAAGCAGGAAAAGAAACGAAAAGAAAAACGGAAA